Paramisgurnus dabryanus is the source of this 2532-nucleotide messenger RNA. RefSeq lists its product as uncharacterized. Gene Ontology annotation, cellular component: mitochondrial inner membrane; nucleus. The record is from RefSeq and is a predicted model, not a curated record. Gene Ontology annotation, molecular function: single-stranded DNA endonuclease activity; nucleic acid binding; metal ion binding. Gene Ontology annotation, biological process: apoptotic DNA fragmentation. NCBI's taxonomy places the organism in Eukaryota, Metazoa, Chordata, Actinopteri, Cypriniformes, Cobitidae.
GUGUGUGUGUGUGUGUGUGUGUGUGUGUGUAGGGUAGAACAGAACAGACUGAACUGAAUCAGAUCUUGUGUGGAGGCGAGUACAUCUUUCCUAAAAGGAUCUUCGGGUCAAAAUGUCUCAAACAGAUGCGCCAAAUGUGCCUUUACAUGAGAUAGAAAAACAACUGCUUGAGUAUUUAGGAACUUUGAAAGCUGUACAAGAAGCUGAAAAGGAGAUUGAAAAGGAAUAUUCCAUUAAGAAAGAUGACACAGGGUUAUGGCCAGUAGAUGAUAUAAAAAAAACUUGGGGUAAAAUACAGAUGGAGAUGGAUUGGCCAGAUGAAGAACGAAGAAGAGCAGACUGGUCUAUCGUGAUAAUUUUGCAAAUGUUGCUACAACGAAUCCAGAAUGAUGCAUCUAAAACUCAGUCAGAGCUCAAAGAGGAUUUAACUGGAUCAAAUUCAUAUGAUCCUCCAGCAGAAACAAAAGAUCAUUCGAAGCACAGUGAAAUAAAUAUAUCAGAAGAGACUAAACCCAGGAAGGGCACAAAAACGGAUUCAGAAAAUUUAGAAAAGGACAAUGCUGAAAAAAUAAGAAAAAAUACAGAUACAACAGAUAAUAAAAAGUAUGCUUCAGAAAAGCUUUCAAGCCAAAACGGUGACCCAGGUUCUCAAGGAAUCUAUAUCCCACUUACCGAAUUAAAAGCCACUAAUCUAGAGCAAAAUAUAAAGAAGGAAGAAGAAAACACAAGACUUAAACUCAUAGAUGGAAAACCCAAAUUUUCCAAUCAGGAUGAUGAUGAUAAACAGUUGUUGUUAGAGAAAACGUCUCAUGUUUUGCAGUACGACAAUGAAACCCAUAAUGCUGCAUGGGUGUUUGAGAUACUUAACAAAGAAACCAUAAAAGGGCCUGCUCUACAAUCAAUUCAUCGUUUAGAUUACUCAACUGAUAAAGAUCACAGAGCACCUGAGAGUUUGAAGACCUAUACUGGUACAGGCUUCCAAAGAGGUCAUCUGGCUGCUGCUGCCAACCACACGUCGUGCCAGAAAGCAAGAGAUGAUACAAACCUCCUCAGCAACAUCGUACCACAGCAUAAAGACCUAAACAAGGGAAAAUGGAAAAGAUUGGAGAAUCUCUGUCGACUAUACGUUCAAGACGAUUAUUCUAAAGCCUAUAUAUACACUGGUCCACUUUACCAUACUGAAAAAUACAUUACUGAAAAGGAAAAGACAUUCAGGAGAGAUUUUAGGUCAAAGUAUGGGAAAACUCUGCCAACUCAUUUCUUUAAGGUCAUCAUUCUGGAGAAGGAUAAUGGACAACGUGAACUUAAAUGCUAUAAGAUACCUAAUGAAAGAGAAGAAAAGCAAAAACAAAAAACCCCACAAAAAAAACAAAAAAACAAUAAAAGAAAAAAUAGAAAGCAUUGAAAAAGAACUAAGUGAAUUCUUUUCAAUUAUUGGUGACAUUGAGGAAGCCUCUGGACUGACGUUCACAGAAAAAAAUCCAGAGAUUCUUGAAGACAGAGAAAACCUAGUGAGAGUGAACUUCAGAAAAGAUUAUGAAAACAUCAUGAGGACUCCAACAGAUACAAUAGCUGUAACAGUUGAAAUAAUCCCUGGACAGGAUACAUGGCAGAGAGAGGAGUAGUCACAGGAAGAAUUGAAUCUUCUGGAGUCUAAAGACACCUGUGAUGAAGAAUAAUCUACCAUUUAGAUUCAAGAUGCAGAUGUUUGUACAUCUCUCUUCAAGUUUUACUUUAACAUCAAACAUCAUAUUUUCAAAUGUAUUACACAGCUGUCUGAAAUAUCUGAUUCCGACAAUGACACUUACUGUAGUGUCUCUAUAUUCACUGCAUUGUGAGACACAUUGCUUUAAUUAUGCUCACACUAUAUUUUAUAUAGUGUGAAUAUUCUAGACAUUACAUUCUUAUAGUAUAUUCACUAUAGUUUAUACUAUUCUUACACAAGAUUUAAGUUAUGCCUGUUUGACAUUUAUAUGACUAUGUUAAAGUCAUGAUGCUGAAAGGUGGUGAGAUAUGUUUGAUAAACUUUUAAACGUUAGAAUGCAGCAGACUGAACAUAUGUUAAAGUGAAUUUUUUUGUUUUUCACUUAUUUUAGCCUCUGAUUGUUUUACUAGAGAUUAUUCUGAUUAAUCUUAAACUGUACAUUAUGUAAAGAACAUACUGUUAAAAUAUAACUUUGAUAUCUUUAAUAUUGACUGAGUAAUGCCAUGCCAAAGAUUGAAAUCAAUGAGUAAAACUUUGUGGGACAUUAGUCUGGAUUUCACAAACAUGACAUGAACUGAUAGUAUGAGUGAUUCUGUGUUUUUGUAUUUAAUCAAAUAUAUUCUGUGUGCUGAUGUAUAUUCUGAUCUGUCUGGAUUAAUUCUGUAAUCGGAUGAUUUUGCAAUUAGGGAGUUUUAAAUGGUUAAAUAUGUAAAUUUAUCUACACACAGUGACAAUAUUUACAAUAUAGCACAGCCUCUCUGAGGUUAAUAAUUUUUAAGUAACCAGAUUAUAUCUUUGCAUUGUGUGGUAUUUUAAAUAAAGGAAAA